This is a messenger RNA of Brugia pahangi, 1104 nucleotides long. The record is from the annotation of a GenBank genome assembly. Lineage: Eukaryota; Metazoa; Nematoda; Chromadorea; Rhabditida; Onchocercidae.
AUGCUACAGUUUGGUUCAUCAUCACAAGCAAUCCGAAACCGGUUAUUAUAUUUAUUUUUUGAAAGGAUUAGAAAAACACAGCUAUGCAAAUGGCAUAUUAGGAUUGGAUGGAGAAAUUAUGAAAAACAAUGGCGGCAAUGGUUUCAUUGGCGGCCACAAUUUCUGAUAGCUAUUACAGCAGCUGGUUUUUCAUUUCAACAAAAUGGAAUCUCAGAUGAAAUGAUAAUGGCAGAAGCAAAAACGAGUACAAACAAUGAUUGUGAAGAUUGGGAAGUUGUACGUAAUGAAGGAAAUUCGAAAGUAUUACGAAGGUUGCAUGCUGGUACCGGUUUAUAUGAAUUUCGCUGCUCAGGUUCAUACGAUGAUAUUACGGCCAGUGAUUUUGUGGAUGCUCAAAUGGAUUUAGCUUUCCGGAAGAAAUGGGAUCCAAAUGUUGAAAAAUUGGAGUUAGUUCGAAAAGAUGAUGAUACCGAUUCGGAAUUGAUCCAUUGGGUUGCUAAGUUUCCUUAUCCAAUGUAUCCACGUGAAUACGUAUUUGUAAGACGAAGAUACAUCGAUGAAAAGGAUCAUUGUAUUGUGAUAGCAAAUUGUGCGGUAGCAGAUAGUGCUAAUAUUAUUCCACGGUGUGAAAAGAAAUAUGUACGUGUGGAGACUUAUCGGUCGAUAAUGGUAGUUCGAGCUCAUAAAACUUUUGAUUGUAAAGGAUUCGAUUAUGUUCUUUCAUAUUAUGAUAAUCCUGAGAGUAAUAUACCGAAAUAUGCCUAUAAUUGGUUGGUUAAUUAUGGUGGACCAUAUUAUCUUCGUCAGGUUCAUGAUGCUGCAAAGAAAUUAGAACAACAACGAGUUGAAAAGUCGAUUAACAACACUGAGACAAUAAAAGCAGACAAGUCAAGAGCAGAAGUUUCGAGUAAGUUAUCAAAUAACGAGGACAAUAGCGAGCAAAAAGUUGAUUCACCAGAUUUAUCGAAAAUGACUGAAAAGGUACUAGAGUCAACGGAGGAAGAUGCAGAAGCAUCGGAUACUGCUGACCUCGAAUUCGAGGUAAUGGCCAAUUGCGCAAUUACCAUUCACAUUCCAAUUAGUAUUGUUGAUACGGUUUGGUAA